GCACGGAGCCUCUCACCUCCGGCUGCCCCCGCCGCGUGCGCCCCAUCAGCGCCAGGGGACCCCGCUGAGCAUGGCAGCGGCGGCGCUGCAGGGGAGCCGCGCAGCUCCCUCACCGCUGGCGCCGGGCGCCGGGCUCUUCCUCGUGGUGUUAUCCCCCUUCCUCACCCUGCGCCCCGGGGCCGCCCGGGUUGGGCCGCCCGACUCCGGGGCGCUCGGGCUCAGCCUCCAUCCGCCCUAUUUCAACCUGGCCGAGACAGCCAGCAUCCGGGCGACGGCCACCUGCGGGGAGGAGAGCGGCGGCGGGAGGCCCCGGCUGGAGUUGUACUGCAAGCUGGUGGGAGGACCGGCCGCCUCCCCCGUGGGGCACACCAUCCAGGGACAGUUUUGUGACUAUUGCAAUGCAGCUGAUCCCAAUAAAGCUCACCCAAUAACCAAUGCUAUUGAUGGAACUGAACGCUGGUGGCAAAGUCCUCCUCUCUCUUUAGGCUUACAGUAUAAUGAAGUGAAUGUCACUUUAGAUCUUGGACAGCUCUUCCAUGUUGCUUACAUCCUUAUCAAGUUUGCAAAUUCUCCUCGCCCAGAUCUCUGGGUGUUAGAAAGAUCAGUGGACUUUGGAAGAACCUAUGCACCUUGGCAAUAUUUUGCUCAUUCUAAAGCAGACUGUUUGGAACAUUUUGGAAAAAAAGUUAGUGCUCAUAUUAGGAGGGAUGAUGAUGUUAUUUGCACUACAGAGUAUUCUCGGAUUGUGCCUCUUGAAAAUGGUGAGAUUGUGGUAUCCUUGGUAAAUGGUCGUCCAGGAGCAAAAAACUUCACUCACUCUCCCAUACUGAGGGAAUUUACCAAGGCAACAAACAUCCGCUUGCAUUUUCUCAGAACCAAUACCCUUCUUGGACACUUGAUAGCCAAAGCUCAACGGGACCCCACUGUAACCCGCAGAUAUUACUACAGCAUAAAGGACAUCAGUAUAGGUGGACGAUGUGUUUGCAAUGGUCAUGCAGAAGUCUGUAAUGCAAAAAGUGCUGAAAACCUGUACCAGUUUCAGUGUGAAUGUCAGCAUAACACUUGUGGGGAAACCUGUGAUCACUGCUGCCCUGGAUAUAAUCAGAAACAAUGGCAAACUGCAACUGCCAACAACGCAAAUGAGUGUGAAUCCUGCAACUGUCAUGGACAUGCUACUGACUGCUACUAUGAUCCUGAUGUUGAUCGACGCAAAGGAAGCUUAAACGUCCAUGGGUGGUAUGAAGGUGGAGGGGUUUGCAUUAAUUGCCAGCAUAACACAGCUGGAAUUAACUGUGAACAAUGUGCAAAGGGGUACUAUCGUCCUUAUGGCAUUCCAGUGGGAGCUGCUGAUGGCUGUAUAUCUUGCAGUUGUAAUCCAGAGCAUUCAGAUGGUUGUGAGGAAGGAUCUGGUCGCUGUCAUUGUAAGGUGAAUUUCCACGGCAAAAACUGUGAACAAUGUGCUGAAGGAUACUAUAAUUUCCCAUUCUGUGUCCGAAUUCCUAUUUAUCCUUUUACUACUCCAAAUCCAGAAAAUCCUGUGGCUGGUGGUAUUAAAGUGUGUGCAUGUAAUUCAGCUGGUGCCCUCCCUGAAAUCUGUGAUUUCCUUGGAAAAUGUCUCUGCCGCUUUGAGGUAGAUGGACCUCAGUGUGACAGCUGUCGUCCUGGCUACCAUUCUUUCCCUAUCUGUCAAGAAUGCAACUGUGAUUCGCUUGGCUCAUUGGACAAUACAUGUGGGCCUACCAGUCAGUGUCGGUGCCAUAAAAACUAUGCUGGACUUAGAUGCAACCAAUGUGCUCCAGGUUAUUUCAGCUAUCCGAACUGCUUGCCUUGUCAGUGUUCUCCCCAUGGUUCCUAUCAGAACACAUGUGAGUCAAUAACAGGGCAGUGUGAGUGUCGAACAGGCAUUACGGGGCAGCAGUGUGACAGAUGCCUUUCAGAAGCCUACAGUUUUCCCUAUUGCCAAGGAGCAAACAAUGACUGUGACCCUGCAGGUACUCUUGAUUCCCAUUCUGGCUAUUGUCAGUGUCUGCAGCAUGUUGAAGGUCCUAUAUGUAGCAGAUGCAAACCACUUUACUGGAAUCUGGCCAGAGAAAACCCUGAUGGAUGUACAGAGUGCCAAUGUGAUGUGACUGGAACACUAAGUGGAGUCGGAGAGUGUCAGCAGAAGAAUGGUGACUGUCAUUGCAAGCCUGAUGUUUGUGGAGGUUCCUGUGACACUUGUGAAGCUGGCUAUUAUGCUCUGGAAAACAGGAAUUACUUUGGGUGUCAAGGCUGCCAAUGUGAUGUCGGAGGAUCUGUCAAUCUUGUGUGCAGCGAGCCAUCAGGUGCCUGCCAGUGCAGAAACCACAUAGUGGGAACGACCUGUCAGAAGCCUGAAAAGAACCACUUUUUCCCUGAUUUACACCACAUGAAGUUUGAGAUCGAAGAUGGUACCACUGCCAGUGGAAGAGGCAUUCGGUUUGGUUAUGACCCCCAGGAAUUUCCUGGCUUUAGUUGGAGAGGAUAUGCACAGAUGUCUUCCAUACAAAAUGAAGUGAGGAUAACUCUGAAUGUGGAGAAAUCAAACCUCUACUUAUUUCAUGUUAUCUUGAGAUUUAUUAACCCUGGAAUUGAAAUGGUAUCUGGCCGCAUAACUGCUUACCAAUCUCGGUCUGAAACAGGGGCUACUCAGAGCAAAGACAUUGUCUUCCCACCCAGUAAGAAGCCGGCUUUUGCCACUGUCCCAGGAAACAGCUUUGCAGAUCCAUUCUCACUUAUUCCAGGAACAUGGAUUGUCAAUAUUAUGGCAGAGGGAGUCCUCCUGGAUUACAUGGUGCUGUUACCUAGUGAUUACUAUGAAGCACCCAUCUUGCAAUUACAAGUUACAGAACCUUGCACCUAUUCAGGACGUGCUACAACAGAUAACUGCUUGCUUUAUCAGCAUUUACCACUAGCCAGAUUUUCCUGUGUCCUCGGUUCAGAGGCGACACAUUUCUUGCUUGGUGGAGAGUACAGAAAAAUAGCUGUCCGACAGCCAACCCCAGAGCAUCCAGUGAUGUCACACAUCAGUGGAAUAGAGGUUGAUUUACACCUGAGACUGAACAUUCCCCAAGUCGGUCGCUAUGUGGUAGUUCUUGAAUAUGCUAAUGAAGAUGAUCAGUUAUACACUGCUGACGUGAUAGUGAACAGUCCUGGGCCUGUCCUGAAGGCCAGAGUGAAUAUAUACAGCUGUAAAUACAGCUUCCUUUGUCGCAGUGUUGUGGUUGAUAAUAUGAAUCGCAUUGCAGUCUAUGAUCUUUUAGCUGAUGCAAAGUUACAUCUUAAGGCAUCACUGAUAAAUUUUCUUCUGCACAAAAUUUGCAUUGUAUCAGCUGAAGAAUUUUCUCUAGAAUAUGUGGAUCCUAAAGUACACUGCAUAGCCACUUAUGGGAGCUUUCUUAAUCAAAGUGCAUCAUGCAUUCCCUCAGUGUAUGAAACUCCACCGGUGGCCUUGCUUUUGGAUGCGCUAAGGGAUGGGAAAAUUUCAGAAGUGCAGAGAAAUGUACCAUACAAUCCACUGAGUGUCCCUUUACCUUCUGCUAACCGGGUUAAUGGAGUAACCUUGACCUCAUUACAGAACCAGCUUUCUUUGAGUGGGAAAGUGCCAAGUUUGGGCAGAUAUGUAGUUGUUGUACAUUUCCGUCAGCCAGAGCACCCAACAUUUCCUGUGCAGGUGCUUGUGGAUGGGGGACGCCUAUGGUCAGGUUCCUUCAGUGCUUCUUUCUGCCCUCACGCUUUUGGCUGUCGAGACCAGGUGAUUGCAGAAAACCAAAUUGAACUGGAUAUCCCUGGCCCUGAGGUUUCUGUUACUGUGAAGAUUCCUAAUGAAAAAACACUGGUUGUGGAACACGUUUUAGUUGUUCCAGCAGACAGCUACAGUCAUAGCCUACUUCAGAAAAGGACUGUGGACAAGUCGUUUGACUUUAUCAACCAGUGUGGAGGAAACAGCUUUUAUAUUGACCCAGUAACAUCUUCAGCAUUCUGUAAGGAUUCUGUAAGGUCACUAGUGGCUUUUUACAACGAUGGAGCAUUGCCCUGUAAUUGCCAUAAAGCAGGUGCCACUAGCUCAGCUUGCAACCCUCUGGGAGGACAAUGUAGCUGCAAACCUAACGUCAUUGGACGUCGGUGUAGCCGAUGCCAAACUGGGUACUACGGAUUUCCAUUCUGCAAGUUAUGCAACUGCGGCCGACGUCUUUGUGAUGACAUAACUGGUCAAUGUAUUUGCCCCCCUCAAACGGUGAAGCCCAAGUGUGAAGCAUGUGAAAGACAGUUUUUCAACUACCACCCCCUUGUUGGCUGUGAAACCUGCAACUGCUCAAGCAGAGGAAUAGUUAAUGUGGCAAACCCAGAAUGUGAUAAAAACAAUGGGCAGUGCAAGUGCAGGCCAGGAAUAACAGGGCGACGAUGUGAUCGCUGCAGUCCUGGUUCUUACAGUUUCCCGGAUUGUAUUCCCUGUAAUUGUAACAGAGAUGGAACAGAGCCAGAUGUUUGUGAUCCACAGACAGGAGUUUGUCUCUGCAAGGAGAAUGUUGAAGGUAGACAAUGUGACAUUUGCCAUCAAGGAUCAUUUUAUUUGGAUCCUUCUAAUCCCAAAGGCUGCACUUCUUGCUUUUGUUUUGGAGCUACUAGCAACUGUCACAGUACAAGUAAUCGUAGAACUAAGUUUGUUGAUAUGAGGAACUGGCGCGUGGAGACAGCUGACAAUAGCAUUGAUGUCCCCGUAACCUUCAAUCCAGGCAGCAAUAGUGUAGUUGCUGAUGUUCAAGAGUUGCCUACCUCUGUGCACAGUUUAUACUGGGUGGCACCACAAUCCUACUUGGGAGAGAAGCUUUCUUCGUACGGUGGCUACCUAAGUUACCUAGUGAAAUCUUUUGGCUUACCUAGUGAAGGCAUGAUUCUUCUAGAUAAAAGACCUGAUGUACAGCUAACAGGUCAGCAAAUGAAAAUAGUUUACGUGGAUCCUAACAACCCAUUGCCUGACCGACAGUAUUACGGCCGUUUGCAGCUAAUUGAGGGAAACUUCAGACAUGCGAGCAACAAUAACCUGGUAUCUAGAGAAGAACUGAUGAUGGUCCUGUCUAGACUAGAUGGCUUACACAUCAGAGGUCUUUACUACACAGAGAGUCAGAGGUUAACCCUGGGUGAGGUUGGGCUGGAAGAAGCCACAAGUACAGGAAGUGGAAGCAUUGCAUAUAAUGUAGAGACAUGCUCCUGCCCCCCUGACUACGUGGGUGACUCAUGUCAGGAAUGUAGCCCUGGAUUUUAUCGUGAGAAUAAAGGAUUAUUUACAGGACGCUGUGUACCCUGCAAUUGCAAUGGAAAUUCAAAUAGAUGCCAGGAUGGUUCUGGAAUAUGUAUUGGCUGUCAACAUAAUACUGCUGGGGAAAAAUGUGACCGCUGUAAAGAAGGUUAUUUUGGUGAUGCCAGUCAAGGUUCCUGUAGGGUGUGCCCUUGUCCUUACACAAACAGUUUUGCAACUGGCUGUGUGGCAAAUGGUGAAGAAGUUCAGUGUUUCUGCAAAGAAGGCUAUACUGGAGUACAUUGUGAAAGCUGCGCUCCGGGAUAUUUUGGGAAUCCGCUAAAAUAUGGAGGUUACUGUCAGAAGUGUAAUUGUAAUAAUAAUGGUCAGCUGGUUAGCUGUGAUCGUCUUACUGGAGAAUGCUUAAACCAAGAUCCAAAAGAUGUGGAUCCCGAUGAAGAUUGUGAUGCUUGUGAUAGUUGUGUAAUUACUUUGCUGAAAGAUUUGAGCACAAUGGGUGAUGAGCUUCAGUUGAUUAAGUCGCAGCUGCAAAACGUCAAUGCAAGCACCCACACACUGGGACAGAUGAGGCAUUUGGAAACACGCACCAAGGAGUUAAAAAUCUUGUUGAACAGUUACCGUUCAACUGUUCUGAAUCAGGGCUCAAAGGUAGAUGAGCUGGAGACAGAUUUGAUCAAUCUUAAUCAGGAUGUAAAUGCGCUACAAGAAAAGGUUGAAAUGAAUUACAGGAAAGCUGAGACAUUAUUUAAUAAUUUUGGUCAGACUAAUCAAAAAGGAAAAGAUUUGGUUUCAAAAAUACAAAUUGUCAUCAUCAAUAUUCAGGUGCUCGUGGAACAGAUAGCUGGCACCAAUGGAGAAGGCAACAGAUUGCCCGUGGGGGAUGCUGCCAAGGAACUGGCUGAAGCAGAACAGAUGAUGAGAGAGAUGCGAAAACGCAACUUUGUACAACUGCAAAUAGAUGCAGAGAGGGAGAGAAGAGAAGCUCAACUCUUGCUGGAGCGUGUUAGGAAUGAGCUACAAAAGCACCAGCAAGAAAACCAUGGAGUUGUUAAAACUAUAAGAGAUUCAUUAAACGAAUAUGAAUCCAAACUCAAUGACCUUCGUGAAGCUCUGAAUGACGCAACGGGCCAAACGAAGCAGGCUGAAAACUUAAACAAAGAUAAUGGAGUGCUCUUGGAAAACAUUAAGAAACAAAUUGAAGUGAUGAAUAAACAACAGAACGAUGUCUUGGUUCAUCUCAACUCUGCCCAAUCUUCCUUGUCCCAGACUAACAGCAUACUUGGAUUACUGCAGAAGAGCAAAGAGGAAUAUGAAAAUCUAGCUGCCAAACUAGAUGGCGCAAGGAAGGACUUGAAUGAAAAACUGAAGGACCUUUCCUUAUCAGCCAGCAAAGAGCCACUGGUGGUGAGGGCAGAGGAGCAUGCCAAGAUUUUGCAAGACCUGGCAAGACAACUGGCUGAAAUUAAGAGAAACGCCAGCAGUGAUGAGUUGGUGAACUGUGCCAUGGAAGCUGCUACUGCUUAUGAAAAUAUUAUUAAUGCCGUCAAUGCAGCUGAGGAAGCAGCCAACAAAGCUGUAAAUGCAGCUGAUUCAGCUUUACUGACUGUGGAGAGGGAAGACCUAUCAGGAAAAGCUAGGAGACUGAACACUGAAAGCAGCAAUCUAUUAAAUCAAGCACAAAUGAGACAAAAGACAUUACAAGAUAUUAAUCCAACUCUUGAAGAUAUAAAGCAGAGACUGGGUAUUGUGGAAGGGAAGAAGAACAGACUGCUGAUGAACCUUGAUUCUUUUCAAAAUGAUCUCAAUGGGAUAAACAGAGAUGACAUAGACAGCGUCAUUACCAGUGCAAAGAACAUGGUCAAAAAUGCCAAUGAUAUCACUGCUAAUGUACUGGGUGAACUGAACCCAAUUAAAGCAGACGUGGAAAAAAUAAAGGGCACCUACGGAAGCAAUCAGAGUGCUGACUUCAAUAAGGCUUUGACGGAAGCAAACAAUUCAGUAAAGAAAUUAACAAGCAAGCUCCCGGAUCUGUUUAACAAGAUUGAGAGCAUCAACCAACAGCUGAUGCCAAUAGGCAACAUAUCUGAGAAUGUAAACCGCAUAAGAGAGCUCAUUCAGCAGGCCAGAGAUGCUGCAAACAAGGUUGCUCUUCCCAUGAGGUUCAAUGGUCGUUCUGGGGUAGAGGUUCGACCUCCAAGUGAUCUGGAUGAUUUGAGAGGCUAUACUUCCCUUUCUUUUUUUCUCCAAAGACCUCUGCCAAGACAAGAGAGCUUGGAACAGACUUCAAAUAUGUUUGUAAUGUACCUGGGCAAUAAGGAUGCCUCCCAGGACUACAUUGGUAUGGCUGUGAGAAAUGGUCGUCUCAUUUGUGUUUAUAACCUGGGAGGCAAUGAAGCCGAAAUAGAAGUGGACCCAUCAGUGACUGAGAGUAACACUGAGGAAGCUACUUUGGAUCGGGUGAAGUUUGAAAGGAUUUACCAGUAUGCAAAGUUGAGUUACGUUAAAGCAGCCACCUCAGACAAAAAUACUUUUGACAGUAGCAGUGGGAGCAGUCACACACUCCUAAAUCUGGAUCCUAACAGUGUUGUCUUUUAUGUGGGAGGAUACCCACUAGAUUUUCAGCCUCCCAGUGCACUAGACUACCGUCAUUACCAAGGCUGCAUUGAAUUAGACAACCUAAAUGAGAAUGUUAUUAGCCUGUACAACUUCAAGAGGACAUUUAAUCUCAAUACCACUGAAGUGGAGCCAUGCAGUAGAUUUAAAGCAGAGUCUGACCAAUACUAUUUUGAAGGCACAGGCUAUGCACUUGUCACAGCUAGAGAAGCAAAUAUUUUUCAUUUGUACUACGAGCAGGAAAUUCAAACUACUGCAGAUGAAGGCAUGGUGUUUUUUGCAGAAAACGAGGAUCAUUUCAUUAGUUUGAAUAUUGAAAAUGGCCAUCUGGUGUUCAGAUACAAACUUGACUCAGAACCUCCAAAGGAAAUAGCAAGCAAUAAAGAAGCUGUAAACGAUGGAACAUAUAAGCAAAUUAAAUUAUACAUUUCUAGUAAACAAAACUCAGUUUUGAUUAAUCCUUGGAUUAAAGCCAGCAUCAGUGUCUUUAAGUUCACCACAUACUACCUGGGUGGAAUUCCAUCUUCUCUGCGGGAACGCUUUAAUAUCUCCACAUCUCCAUUCCGUGGCUGCAUUAAGAAUGUGAAAAACCCCAUCACUGCGUCUGUUACUUUUACUGAGACCAUUGGUGUCAGUAGGAAGUGUUCCGAUGACUGGAAGCUUGUGAGAUCUGCAACUUUCUCCAGGAAUGGAAUACUGGAUUUGAAUGAUGAAGGUUUCCCAUUUCCCAGCAAUUUUCAAGUCGGAUUUGGCUUUCGUGCGUUGGCACCCAGUGGAACGUUAUUAAAUUACAAUAUAAGGCCUUAUGUGCUUACCAUCUUUCUGAGAGACGGCUUUGUAAUCGUAAAGAUGACAGAUGAGGAAAAACAAUCCAGCAAGAAAUAUGAAGAUGGUUCAAUGCAUUAUGUGUCAGUAAUCAAAGAUGGCGACAUGGUCAGGCUGCUGGUUGAUGACCUGCCUGUGUCAAUGGCUGUUGAACUUCAAGGAAUGUCUAAAAAAUUAAGUUCUAUAAGAUUGGGUGGGGAUAAUUUUGAAGGCUGCAUCUCCAAUGUCUUUAUUCAAAGGACAGGUCAGCUCCCUCAAGUUCAAAAUCUAGUCAGUUAUACUGAGAAGUCUGGUGUAUCCGUGGGAGCCUGUAGGAUAUACAAGUCACCCCAGCCAAUGCUGCUGAAAGAAUUAGCAGAUCCUAACAGCUCUAAGAUUUUCAAGUUACAGAAGGAAAAGCACCUUGCUUACCUGACAGGUGCCAAAGUGCAGCUAGACCAGAAAAGCUGUGCUUUAUCUACUCAGCUAAAUUUCAUCAAUGGAGCUUAUCAGUUUGGCAAUGCUCCCAACAGUCAUUUGCUGUAUAGACUUUCUCAGGCAUCACUGACAGACAGGUCACAUUUUUCAAUAGACGUACGGACUGCAUCAUCGGGAGGACUGAUAUUUUUUGUGGGAAAUAAGCCUGAGAGCUCUUAUAUGGCUCUUUACAUUUCCAAGGGACGUUUUGUCUUUUCAUUUGGUGUUGGAGGGAAGAAAAUUAAAAUCAAAAGCAAAGCAAAAUACGAUGACGGGCAGUGGCAUACUGUGGUAUUCAGUAUGCAUGGGAAGAAUGGCCAUCUUGUUAUUGAUGGCCUGAGGGCCAGGGAAGGAAAACUGGCAAGUAAUUCCACCUUCAGCACUAAGCCACCAGUCUAUCUGGGCGGGCUUCCAUCCCUGAAAGUACAGAAUAUACCAAGAAAGAGUUUUGUAGGUUGCCUGAGAAAUUUUAAAAUGAAUGGAAAGCUCAUGAAUACUCCUCAUCGGAACACUGAUGUCCCUCCAUGUUUGGAUGGCUCUUUGGAGACUGGGAUAUAUUUCUUUAAUGAAGGGGGAUAUAUCAUCAUUGAUAACUCUUUUGUGAUGGGUUUGGAAUUUAAGAUCAUAUUUAACAUUCGUGUGAGAAGUCUAACAGGUGUCCUACUCCAUACUGGAAACAAACAAGGCAACUAUUUAACUGUUUACAUGGAGGCAGGAAAGGUCACUGCCUCUGGAAAUAAUGGUGCUGCAGAUUUCCAGACAUCUGUCACUCCUCAGCGGUCUCUAUGUGAUGGACAGUGGCACUCCAUAGCAGUAACUCAGAAACAGAACAUUGUGCACCUAGAUGUGGAUGCAAAGAGCAACUACACCAUUGGAUCCUCUGCCUCACUUUCUGCUAACGUGGGUCAUCCACUUUAUUUUGGAAGAGUUCCAGCAGAUUUGGAAACACCCUUGGUUCCUGUUCGGGACUCCUUCCUUGGCUGUCUGCAGAACAUUAAAAUAAAUGACAAACCUGUCUCUGUCAGCAAAAUUUCAGAGGUUCAUGGUGCAGUCAGCUUGAAUGGAUGCCCUGCCAAUUAACUUUGCCAUUACAUAAUAAGGGAAUUAUUUGUACCCUGGUUGGGUUGGGACUCCUGAUGUACUGUAUGAAUUACUGCAAUAUGGGUUCUCCUUCCCUGAUCACUGUGUUACUCUUGUCAAUUAUGAUGUUCAAAAUGGCUUACAAGUUGAUACAUCUUCUGGAAUGGUGGCCUGUGCCAAAGCUAAUUAAAAGUGUUGGCUUUGUUAGACUUCUUAUUAAAUUUGAUUGCUUUCCCGGGUAAUUCAUUGGGUGUGUGAGAUAUAUACAUAAAAUAUAAAAUAGUAUUGUUUUUACACAUAGUGGGCCAAAUGCUGCUUUCAUCCUCCCUGGUGUAGCAUUAAACUAACUCCAUUAACUUAGCUGGAGUUAUUUUGGAUUUACGCUGGUGUGAGUGACUGCAGAAUCUGGCCUAAUAUAAAGAACUUUAUAAAAAUAUAUACAUUUCUUUGGGUUGAUGAGCAGUGUUUAUACUGAAAUGUACAUUAAUGUUAAUAAUAAUAUAAAUGGAGUUUGAAGCACUUUAAAGAGUGGAACUCUGGAAGAUUGUUGCUGUGUUAAGAGUUCUGGGGCCAAAUAAAUGGAAUAUGCUCUUUUAAAGUCUUCCAUAUUCUUAUUUGGUUGUAAAAUUCUUUUAACACGGCUUUUUCCUUAAUUUGUUAUUCACCGUGGCCAAAUUCUGCUUGGUUUAUGUGAGUAAGCCCAUUGACUUCAAGGAGACAGCUUGCCCGAGUAAGUGGGACUGGGCCCAUUGUUUCUGGUCACCAGAAUUUAGAUAUUAAACACUUCUGAUUAGGAUAACUUUCCCUGUGGCUUUCAGAACCAGGAUAGAUGCUCUGUUUGUUUUCCUGAUGAAAUGAAGACAAGACCGAUUUAUUAACACCGAAGUACUGAGCGCACUGUCACUUAUACAGCACAAACUGCAACACUAAAACCAAGAGAAUGCUUAGUUUGACAUUCAAGUUUGUCUGACCAUGAUCCCUUACUCCACAGAACCCUGUUUGCAUUGUUAUUAUGAAUAUGGGGCUGGGCUGAGUAAAUGCUGUGGGGCUUCAAUCACCACAUUCAUUCAAACCCAGCAUUUUCACCCUAUUUAAGUAUUAGUCCACUCCCCAGUGCACAGCCCCUAUCCUUGUCUGAAAACUGCACUCGCUCUGCAUCUUCCGAGGCUCGGCAAGUCUCUUUGGAAGCUCUUAUGUUGUUCCUAAAGUCAGCCACUAGGUGGCAUAAGAUAGCAGUAUAAACAAACCUCAGGUCCCACAGGCUGUGUGGUUCAUCUUCAUGAUGUGUCCAAUGCCUUCCAGGACAAGAUUCAGCAGCCCUGUCUAUGAGUGUUUGGCACGGCAUGCAGUAUGGGUAGUAAAACAUGCUGCCUAGCAAGAUGGCCCUUAUGGAUUUGAGCAUUAAUUUAAUAAAAAAUCUUGUGGUUUCAAUGCGUGUGUUUGAAAAUCAAACCAAAAACCC
This is a messenger RNA of Trachemys scripta elegans, 11714 nucleotides long. RefSeq names its product laminin subunit alpha 3 (gene LAMA3). Bases 71 to 10252 code for a protein of 3393 amino acids. The record is from RefSeq and is a predicted model, not a curated record. Gene Ontology annotation, molecular function: signaling receptor binding. The transcript has 76 exons. Lineage: Eukaryota; Metazoa; Chordata; Testudines; Emydidae. Gene Ontology annotation, cellular component: basement membrane. Gene Ontology annotation, biological process: cell adhesion; regulation of embryonic development; regulation of cell adhesion.